Messenger RNA from Rotaria sp. Silwood2, 294 nucleotides. NCBI's taxonomy places the organism in Eukaryota, Metazoa, Rotifera, Eurotatoria, Philodinida, Philodinidae. The record is from the annotation of a GenBank genome assembly.
AUGGAUGAUGAAAAUAUUGGUACAAUGGAUCAAUGGUUUGAUUCAACAUUUAUGGUUCUUAAUGAAUCAUAUCAACUUGAUUUACGUCGAGUUAUGUCACCAGAUACAUGUGAAUUAGUUCAUGCAUUAAGUGAUUAUUAUAUGUAUGAUAAUAUUGGCCUAUUUAUUCAUUUACUUGGCUUAACUUCACACUAUCUUACAGCAACGUCAUUUGUCUAUGCUGACAAUCAACUUAAACAUAAACUCAAUCUUCAUUUACUCUUAGUUGUACGAGCAGGUAGAGAAUCAUAUUGA